Bemisia tabaci is the source of this 7898-nucleotide messenger RNA. NCBI's taxonomy places the organism in Eukaryota, Metazoa, Arthropoda, Insecta, Hemiptera, Aleyrodidae. The record is from RefSeq and is a predicted model, not a curated record.
UCCGUGACGUUACCACUAACAUCGUCUAUUCCGUAUCUGCUCGACUCUACUCAGCUCGGCCGGCCCCCAUGCUGUUUAAGUGAUUACUUUUCAUCUGCUUUUCAUCUCUGAUUUUCAAAGCGUUUGCAAGAGUCAUGGAACUUCCAGAAGAUAGAAAAUGGAAGAGGAGAAAGGAGAAAGCUUCAACCUCUGGCAAUUUACCAAACUUAUACAACGCCUGCAAAGAGUUAGGUGAGGUUUAUCAACGAGAAGAAAGAUUCGAAGAGGCUCUCCAAGAAUAUCGAGCAGCUGAAAAAAUUGCAAGAUCCAUUGGCAAUAAAAUAGAUAUUGGGGUAGCGAACAGAAUGAUCGGAGAGGUUUUAUGUUGUUUAGGUGAAUUUGACCAAGCCAUCGAACAUCAGAAAAAGCAUCUGGAUCUGUCUAAGGAAGAAAAAAAUCUUGUCGAGGAACAAAGAGCACUCGCAACUUUGGGUAGAACUUACUUCGUGAAAGCAGAAAGCUACGCAGAUGUUGAUUCUGAUGAGCGCAGUAGUGCUCUCUACUAUUCUCAACAAUACUACCAAGAAAGCCUCACCAUCUGUGAUAAAUUAGAAAACUCUAUUGGACACAUGCAAGUAAUGAUAAUGAAGGCACGUCUGUACAUUAAUUUAGGACUGACUUUAGAAUCGGAGCAAUCGGAGAAAAAUUCAAACGAAGCUAUUAAACUCUAUGAGAAGGUUCUUGUUGACAUUCAUGAUUUAGUUGGUGCAAAGCAGGUUUUGUUGAAGGCUUAUAAGUUGAAGAAUCCAUAUCCGAAGGAUCGAGAAGAAAUCGCAAGAAAAGCUAAAAUAGUUGUUGCAAUGUGUGAUGCUGAAGACAAACUUAUCUCCACGUCUGUUGAUGACUUCAAAGUUAGAAAAGAAUUGCAUGAAAAAAUUGCUGAUGGAUUUGUUGCCCUAACCAACUAUUCAAAGGCGAUUGACCACUAUAAAAAAAUGCUACAGUGUGCAGAAAGUCUAGGUCAGACCGGCAAGGACCUAAUACCAUGCUACGUAUCUCUGUCUCAAACUUACAAAGAUAAUAAACAAUAUGAUCUUGCCUACAAAUAUUUUGAAAAAGAGCUUCUUAUUAAUUUGGAUAAUGCCUUAGAAGUUUGUAAAACACUGAUGAACAUGGCUGCAGUUCUUGAACUCCAAAAAAAAUCCAUGGAUGAGGUUUUAUUAGUGUAUCAUCAAGCACUUGAUGAAGCCAGGAAAGCUAAUAAUUUAAAUUUAGAGGUCAACAUAUUGAAAGCCAUCAUUGCCAUACAUCAGGAGCAUGGAUAUGAUUUCUUAAAUGAUGAGACCAAACGAGAGUUGGAAAAUGCAAGACGGAAGUUGGCUGCAGAAAAUCUCAAUGAAGACCAUGAAGAAGAAGAAAGUCAAGAAGAGACUGAAGAAGCCAUCGAGAUCGGUGCUGAUAUUUGUUUAAGCGAUCUAACAGAUUCUGAAGACAAUGAGGAAUUCGAUCAUGCAGUGCGGCCUGUUCGGAAGCGAAAUUCACGCUCCUCUAACUUGAUGAAGAGGAACGAAAAAGGUGAAACUCCACUGCACGUAGCUUGUGAGAGAGGCAAUCUUGCUCUUGUUAAAAACCUCAUCAAACAGGGUCAUCUCUUGGACGUCCAAGAUGCUGCCGGAUGGCUGCCUUUGCACGAGGCUUGCAAUCAUGGACACGUCAAAGUUGUAGAAGAAUUAAUCAACGCAGGGGCCAAUAUUAAUGAUCGAGGUGGACCUGGCUGUGAAGGCAUAACACCAUUGCACGAUGCUGCCUCCUCUGGCCACCUUGAUGUCAUUGAGUUGUUACUAGAUCACGGUGCAUCCCCUCUCGUUAGAACAAAUAAAGGAGAAACUGUUUUGGACUGUCUGCUAGAAUGCCGCAAGCGUGUAGUUGUAGAAUCAGGCCACGAGUUGGACCCUAUUUCUCUUGCACAUUUUGAAUCAGUUGUUGAGAGACUAAAAUUGUGUCUGGAAAAAGUUGGCGAAAAUGUGCAAAAAAUCUCAAAGUCGGCGAAAAAAGAGGAAGAAAUAACAAAAUCCAGGAAGGAUGUCUUUCAAUUCAGGUCGAAGGAGAUGAAGAAAACAGCUGCAGCAACUAAUGAUGAUGAAACAGUAGCUUUUGAGUAUCAAGAGACCAUGAAGGCGUUACGAAGGCCAUUUCCCCAACAGCGAAAAGAACCUAUUGAGAAUUUUAAGUCAGAUGCUGCUGCAGCAUUCCUAGGUACUGAAGAAGUUGGGAAUGACUGGUUAGAAGAUGAUAUGGUGGAUGUUUUGCAGCCACCUAAAAAACGAAGUAAUGAUCUUAUCGGAAACUACAGUUACCAAAAAUCCUCUUCAAUUAGAAAUCAAAAGAACGUGGAUAUUGAUUCCAGAAGGUCUAUUGACUACAGACAUCCAAAAAAGCGCAAAAGAAGUAUGAGUUGUAGCUCCACUGAUAGCAUCACAAAUGGUCACUGUCACAGCACUGAAAGAGGUGACGCGUUUUUGUCCUCAAAAAGUCCUGUUGCGAAUUCAUCAAACAGAUUUGGGGAAAGACCAUUCUUGAUUGAGGAUAACAGUCCUGAUUUCCAUCUCUCAGACUCGGAGUCUCCUCCUGGAAGCCCUGAACUUAUUUCUCGAUCCUGCAACAAAAUUUUACAGCAAGAAACUUUGACCGCAUUGAACUCUCCUGAAGUGAAUACCAACCUUGAUAACAUGAAAAGUGCCGGUAUAGUUUGCACUGGUCCUGAGAAAGAUUCCUGUUUCAAUCCACUUCAGCAUCAAUGCAUGAUAUUUGAAGGCUCAAGUGCAGAACAACAACUCAGGCACCGACCUGAGUCAUCAGUAUAUGAACCACAGCGUGAGCUUGCUCUAGAGAAGGAAUCAUCAGCGAAACAGCUCAUUAAAGUUCGAAUUAAAGAAGAAUUAUUUGAGAUUACAGUACCUCACGAGAUUGGAGUAGAAAAAAAGGAGCACUUGUUGACAGUAUCAUGGUUGCUGCAAGAACUCAGAAGCAUUUUUAUCUGUGAAGAAGGCAGAGCUCCAAUUAUAACGUUGAAAACUCAAGAUACCAUUCCUCUAUCCAUUGACGAUCCGAUUACUUUCCUCUCUGAAAAUUCUGAAUUGCUGGGAGAGGUUAGCUCAUGGGUCCAAGUUCCUUUGCUUGAACAGUACCAUGAAAUUUGCUCACUUAAAGGCCUUGAUAUUGAUCCUACACUGAUCGCUGAAAUCCUCUCACUGUGCCAAACCACUGCUACCCUGGAAAUAAAAAAUGAAAAACUGAGUCGAAUACACUUAGACGUUAUCUUAACAAUCGUUGCUCGGCAUCCUCUAAAGUCUUUGAUGUUAAGCGAGCCGCUAGAUCAAAACAUGUUUGAGAUGAUAGCAGAAUGUUUGUCCAUAUCAAAAGAUUUAACGGUGUUGAAUUUGAAGAAUACAGGUUUGUCAACAGAGGAACUUUUGGUCCUAUCAAAUGUACCAGAAAAUGUGUGGCAGAAUUUGCAGUACCUAAACCUAAGUCACAAUCCCUUACGGGAUGAAAGUUUUAUUCCCUUAAGCAACAUUGCCAAGUCAGCACCUAACUUGAGAUACUUAAAUAUAGAAAACUGUGACUUCACUUCAAAGUGUGUUAAUACAGUCUCAGAAUUAUUUCUCGAGAAUUUGGAAGAAUUAAAUGUUAGUUACAAUGAGCUGCAGGCAGAGGGUCUUCUUGCAUUUUUAAGAUGUCUGGAGCCCACAAAAUUAAAGUCGUUACGACUUGGUGCAACAGGUUCAAACACAGUGCUACGAGAAUUAGCCCUCUUUCUUGAUGGCAGAAACCUAGAAAAGUUGCAAACCAUUGAUUUGUCUCUCCUAAGUUUAUCAGACUGUGACAUUGAAAUAUUUUGCAACUCUGUUAAAGGAGGUGUCAACCUUGAGUACCUGAAUUUGAUGGACAACCCUGAGCUUACACAGAAAUCUUUUUCUCUUGUUGUAAGACAAUUCCAGCGACUGAAAACGUUGCUUCUCUCAGGAGCUGACUUUGGCUCCAUUGAUCAAAAUGAUUUGCGAAAAUUUUCAUAUUGUAACCUCUCAUCUUCAUUCUUGCAAUGUCAUGCAUUUAUGAAAGGAAUGGAUGCUUUCACUCGUACCAGGAAAAAAACAAAACUGGAGAAAAUUGAAAAGAAUGGUACAAAUUAUUCAGAGCUAUGUUCUGGUCUUGUUAUUAAUUUACCUCACCUCUCAAGUGCGGAAGGAGAGCCCAUUUUUUCAAAUCAAGGAAAAGUGGAAAGUGAAAUAAAUAGGCCAUCAGAAACUCUUCAAGGUGAUGUAGCUAAUGAAUUAGAUGAUUCUUUUAGUUUUGAUCUUAAUGACAGCUUUGAGAAUCAAUUUCUUUCUAAUAAUUUAAAAAAGAGUUCUGGUUCUACACAAGACAAUAAUCUAACACAUAUCAUGGCCAGUGAUUCCAGCAAAAAAGGGAAAACCCUGGCAGAGAAUAAUGCUGAACCACCAAGGAGUAAUUGGGAUCAUAAUUUUGAAACCAGUUUGGUUGACUGUUCAAGCAAAAAUGCCUUAUUUGAAGAUUCAGACUAGUCUAUCUAGUGCAGCCAAAAUCUUUACAUACAGUUGAAAGAGAAUGUCCUUUCUCCCAUUAGAUUUUGUUCUUUGUGAGGCACGAUUAUCUUUCCAAAGAUGAUGCAGAAGUACGUGAGAAUUUCAAAUAUAGCAUACGGCUUGAUGUAGGUUCCUCCUGGGAGGGGAGUUAAAUGCAAAACUUUUGAACAGAUCAUUAGAUUGAAACGGUUGUUUUUAAGUUAAUAAUUCCAAUAAGAGCGAUCUGCAAAUAAAAUAGAAAAAUGAAAAACCUUACUCAAUGCCUACGCAAAGCGAUUUUUCAAUUUUUUUUUAAAAGGGGAGACCUGUGCAAUUCUACUAACUCAAUACGUGUUCUUUCACAGGUUUCUCUUAACCUACAGUCGUUUAAGGGAUUAGGUAUCGAAGUUGAACUUCAUUCUUAACCCAGUUGAAUAUUCUUUUAAUCUCUUUCUUGCAAUUAUCAGGACGAAGUACCUAUUUGCAACAAUUUGAUGUUGCUGUAAGUGUAUUUUGUGAGAAUAGGCUGCUUUCAUAACAGGAAGAGUCUUGCAAAUUUCAUUCUUUUUGAAACUUCUGUAUCCUUAAGGAGACAAUGGGUAAUAAACAAUUUUCUUGCAGCUUGCAUUCCUCGCAAGAGAGGAGCAAGAAAAUGAAAUUAGAAUGUUACUUAAUACCAACUAUUUUUGUCAGCAAUACGCAACAGAAAGUAGGUUUUUACUAAAAAAAAAAAUCCUGAUCAUUAAUCAAAGUCACCGAUACAAUACGAGUAGAAGAUGUAAAUGAAGUUGGAAUGAAAUUCUUGGUGCUCAUUAUGGUUUUCCAAUUUUUAUGUCCGUUAACAUCGGCUUUUAUGUGUCUCUGAGAGAUUCUGAAAUGCAUUCUCCUCACCCAAAAACUGCUGAGGUUGUCUCUGAAAGUCAGCCAUAACCUCCUUGGUGAAAUUGAUUAUUACCACAAAAAAAUACCGUCACAUUACUGUCGUGAAUGUAUCAAAUAAAAUUCAUCCUUCAAUUGAAAAUUUAAUGAAAAGGAACUACAGCAAAAGGGAAGAAAAAUUAUGUGAAUUGGAUUUGUAGGUACUUCAUUUUGAAUUCUCUCAUGGACUGGAAAAUAAAGUAAAUUGCACUAAUCUGAACUUCCCCUUUCUUGUAUCCCAUUAAUUUUUCUGUCCAAAGGCUGAUAGUGAUUAACUUGGUUUUAAAAAAAAAAAUGCAUUUGAAAAAUUAAAAUACCGAAUCUUUAAAGCAUUCAACUAUUUUUGAAAAAAUUAAAAAUAGAGUUCCCUGUCUUGCUUUACUGUUUAAAGUUUGAAGUCGGGUAAUAAUUAGCAUUUGAAUUUCCUGAGAUAUUGCAAACAUAAACUGUGGACCUGUGUAACCUUCUUCAAAAAUUGCCCCUUCUGCCCAAUAUGUUCCAAGUUAUUUUUUUGUGUUGUAUCAUCAAAGUUUCAACAAAAUAUGGUCGGAAGUGUUAGGUGAGAGAAUAUUCAAAAGUAAUCGCUUCAUUUACAGUUUUAAUACUGCGCGGAAAAAAAGACAUGUCUCUUUAGUCUCAAAUUACACCUUCAUUAAAAAAUAUCAUGACUCAACUUAAAAAUAACUAAAUAACAAAAUGAAAGAGGGAUACUUCAGUUUCUUGGCAACUGAAAGAACAUCAAGUAUAUAAAAUAAUCAAACUGAAGAUAAUUCUGUAGGGUACUUGAAACAGACAAUACAUAAGUAUUUGUCAAACCUAGAGAAUUGGCUGGGCUAUGAAUUCUGAUUGCUUUCUUUUCCAAUUUUUAUGACUCACUAUUGGCAAUUUAAAUAAUUUAGGACAGGUAACAUUAUCAGAAUUCAGCUAAGCUGGUCACCUGUGAAAGGGUGCAAGCAAUCAUGAACUCUUACUAAAACACUUCUUGACGUAUGGUCUUCCCAAAUAAAAAAAAAAUAAAUAAAUAAAAAAAUAUUGCAUCUACAUUUAAAACUGGGUUCCAUGGAGCAAUCACUUAAACUGGAUCAAAUGGUAAUCACAAGAGUUUAAAUUAUAUACAUGAAUGUGUCGAAUAAUGGAAUCAUUACCUUCUAUAAGCUCUUUAGCCACUUUCAUUUUCAUUUUUUGUCUUAGUUUGUUCCGGCGAACUGGGCCAAAUUCUAUGAUUUUUGCAGCUAUUAAUAGGUGAUUAACACUGAAUAAGCCGGCCCUAUUCAGAUUCUAGGGUCUCCUUUGCAAGGGCUAGCAAAGCGCAAGGUAAGUGAAACAAAGGUAUGCUCUUCCCGGCCAGAACUCGGCUUUCGGCUCCCGCCGCUAGAGCUGUGGCGCGAAGUUUGCAUUUCAACAAUUUUGCAAUCUUGGGCGAAAACAAAUAUAACUGUCUGCUAUUGAUUAAAACAAACAAAUUUAAUACAAGCGAAUUCUUUAAAAAUGAACAUUCAUUUGCUUUUAGUAUUUCGGCUGCUUUUUUCAUUUAUCAACAGCAGGAGGCCAUAUUUGUUUUCGGCCAAGACUGCAAAAUUCUUGAAAUUUAAACUUUGCGUCACAACUCUAGCGGCGGGAACCGAAAGCCGAGUCCUACCCAAAAGGGUCGGGAAUAGCAUACUUUCGUUUCACUUACCUUGAGCGAAGCAGAUCUUAGAGAGCGGGAUUGUGCCCUCUGACAAUUAGGCUGCCUAGCAGCCAGGGGGCUUGCCCCCUCGUAUAUGAACAUGUUCACGAAUAUUCAGAAUUUUUAAAGAUAUUGUAAAACACAAAGUUGGAGAGCCGCCUAGUCUGUGAUCAUUGCCUUAUUAAGUUCACGAAUUCAGUGUCGAAUCAGAGUAUUAAAAGGAGAUACAUCAAUAAUGGGAGAGCAAUAUUAUCAACUUGAUCAGUCUUUGCUUCAACCAGAGAAAUUAUUGUAAUGGCUGUGAUUGGAUGAAAUAUACAUGUAUAUGUUAAAACAUUAAAGUAAACUAGCGUUACUAAGAAUAGGGUUUGAGAUAGUAUGCAAGCCACUGUUCCUUCCUUGGUUUUUCUAGUACCUGAAAUCAGAAAAAUUAAUUUUUAAACUUUAUACUUUGCGUCAAGACAUAUUAUUUGUUCUCAGUUCUAAAGAUGAAACUACCUAAAAAGCAAUGCUAUCUUUCCCUUUAUCUAUUUUUUUUACCUCUCAAAAUUUAUUCAUCCCUCUGCACUUGUCAAUGAUGAUGAGUUAGCAUUUGUAAAAAAAUGUUUGACUUGCAAAGUCCCCCGAUUACUUGCAAAUAGCACGAAGUUAUUUUUGAACUCAUUUGUAAAGUGUAUUUUAUUUUAAGAACCUAUUUAUUGUAAAUUUUACAAAAUAGAAAUAAACUUAUCCAUCCUUCAGCUUAA